GCAGCCAAAGUUUGAGUUAUCGAAUUGUUGCAAGAAUUUGAUUGUCAUUAAUUCCCACGUUCAUUUCUGGCCUUCUAGGAAGUGAGAUUUAAACGACUCUAGGAGGAAGCCCUCCCAAACCAGACCUUUGGGCCCAUCUAGCGCAUUGAUGCCUACACUGACUGGCAGCAGCUUUCCAGGGUUUCAGGCAGGGGAUAUUCCCAGCCUCUACCUGGGAUUGAAUUUCUGCAUGCAAAGCAGAUGCUCUGCCACCCAGCCAUGGUCUUUCCCCAGGAAAGGACCAUUGUCUCACCUGGCUUCCUUUUUGGAAGUGCCUAACACUACAGCUUUAUUACAGCAGGCUUAUAGGAACCUUUUAUGACACCCUUUUAAUAUUUUGUUGGAAACGGAAAAGUGUGUGUGUGUAUGUGACAGAAGCUGGUUACGUUAAAACACAGUCAUAAUCUUGCCUGCGCAAACUCCCCACCUAUUAAAUAAGGUUUAAUUUGGCAGUAAACUAGCGGAUGGGGCCGGGCUUGCCAGAACUGGGGCUAAGAGCACAAGCAAAACCCUUCCUAACCCUUAGGAUGAGAUGAGAACUUAGAGCAACCUUCCCCAAAGUGCUGCCCAGGUGAGUGGCUUUGAACUACAACUCCCAGAAGUUCCAGGCAGCACAGAGUACAGGGCCAGCUAUUAUUUCAAAGAUAGAAAAUGCCAGGCCCCCAAACCCUAUUGGCUUCUUCUAGCCCUCGAUCCCUGCUGAGCUGGCCACUGCAGUACCAGCCUCCACCCACUGGUGGCGCUGUAGCACAACAGGGAUUUGUUGUGGCUUGCAAACUAUGGGUUCAAGACCCACCGUGUGCCUUCUGGCCCACCUAAAUAGUUAAGACCUGUGUUUAGUUCUCCGGUGCUAGUACUUACCUCCAGCUGUCUGUCUUAGGCUCUUGUGCAAGCUGCCCGUCGCUACUUCCUCCUCCACCACCGAGCAGGCUAGAUAGCCAACCUUAGAGAGAUCCCUUGCGGAUUUCAUGGAGACGGCAACACUUCUCACUUCUCAGCUUAGGAGAAGCACCGGCUGGGAUUCCGUCAUGUCCUGCUUCGCCCACGUGUGGCACACAGAAGUGCCCAGCUCUCCUCCCACAAGCCCCACAAGCCCCGUCCCGGCUGCCCCGCAUGAGAUCCCCGUCCCCCUCAGCCCCAUCGUGAUCACUUCUCCCGCCGCGGAAGGCCGCCCCCGCGUCUGCUCGCCGGUGUGCUCUCCCACCUCCGGGAAGGUUCGGCUGGGCUCCCCCACCUCGCCGCAGCCGGGUUCCCCCAUCGAGUGCUCCAUCUGCUUCAACACCUAUGACAACCUCUUCAAGACGCCCAAGGUCCUCCAGUGCCAACACACCUUCUGCCUGGAGUGCCUGGCCCGCCUGACCGCCACUCUCCCCCCUCACCGAGUCGAGGACCAGCUCCCCUGCCCCUUCUGCCGCCAGAUCACCGAGAUCCCUCUCGAAGGGCCUCCGGGCCUCGAGACGAGCAAAGAGCUCUUGGCCACCCUGCCUCCCGAGCUGCAGAAGGAGAAAAUGAUCUGGAUGGAGGGCACCCGGCUCUGCUGCAGGCAGUCGUCCGACCCGGAGAGCGCCGAGCCCUGCAUCAGCAUCGACGUCGCCCCCAGCAAACCCGAAAUCCCCGUGGUGCCCCCUGAGAGCUUCAUGAGCAGGCUCGCCCGCUGUGAAAUGUGCGACGACUGGAAGCGCAUCGCGCUGCUCUCGGCCUUGAUCAUCAUUCUCUUCUGCAUCAUCCUGUGGCCGGUUCAGUGCGCCCUGAAGACGGGCAACCUCCGCUGCUUCACCAGGACUUACACGCUGAGCAGGCCACACUAUGUGCCGCCGCCUCCGACCACCACCCCAGCGCCAACAAUGAGCAACCUUCUUGACCUCCUAGGGUGAGCCCAAGAGAGAGAGAGAGGGGCUGUGUUUCAGUGGGCAGAGCACAUAUUUUGCACGCAGGAGGCCCCCCGGAUUCAACCACUGGUACCUGCAAGUUGAACAAAACCCUCUUGGCCUGAGACUGUCACAGCCAACAACUCUAGGACUAGUUGGCUUUCUGAGUUCGGACACCGGUGCUUUCUGCUCUCUUGACAUGCUCAUGCUGCUCUUUUUAGGAACCUCUGGAAACUUUUAAAUUAAGACAUUGCUGUUCCAUACACCCUGUGGUUUCUGCUGUGUUAACCCAGUUUUUGACUCCCAUGGCGAUGCAGAGGCAAUGCAAGGUCAAGACCAGAAACUGUAGACACCUGCUGCUCUAAAAGAUGCCCACCAAAGAGUUACCUGGAAUGAUGCCUCCCCACACGCCUAUCAUACCAGCAGGAAUAAGAGGGCAACUGUUCAAAAAUGCACAGUGUUGUCCCCUGGGCCCAUUACAUGUGAAAGGACAAUGAAACAAGGACUUUCCCCCAGAGACUGACUCCCUUCACCAACAUCUUGAAUGAAGCCUAUGUGCAAUUAUAUCUUGGAGUGGGAAGAAAACGUAUUUAAUUUUAUAUGUGUUAUUAAACAUUUCAAUUUUAUAUAGAUGGUGUGUGGUAUUCUACAAAUAUGGCAGUUUCUUCAAUUUGACUUAAGUAUGUGUCGGCGUUUUGCAGGAUUUUUUAUUUUUUUGGAAGG
This is a messenger RNA of Zootoca vivipara (common lizard), 2630 nucleotides long. The record is from RefSeq and is a predicted model, not a curated record. Lineage: Eukaryota; Metazoa; Chordata; Lepidosauria; Squamata; Lacertidae.